CUGGGGCUUGAUUGGGAUUGUUUGCCUUGUUGUUGAGAGGCCCAGGUAUAGGGGCAGUCGCUCGAGUAUUAUUGCCAUUGGUCAUUCCCUCAUCAUGCGCCAACAAGCUGCGGGACAGCGAAGUCGACGCCAGACUGCCCCGUCGGGCCGGGCUCUGGAACUGAAGGUCAGGGAGGCCACCGAGCUCGAGACGAUUCCAGAUAGCUUAGACUCGAUUACCGAUAUCCAUAAUGAGCUGGAAUUUUCGCAGUGGUAUAGCGAAGUAGAGGAGAGCCUGCUGGAAGCCAGCUAUGAUGAGUACCAAGCUUGCCUCCAGGAGCUACAAAUGUCUAAAUCUCAUCUGGAUUCGCUAUUGUCCGAUACCUCGUCGACGCUCAACCUUCUGACCAGCCUAUCGAACGACUUCCGAGCCGUGGAAUUGCAGACAUCCAAUUUCCAGAAACAAUGCGAGGGGCUCCUCUCGGCACAGAAGCAUGAUUCGGAUUUGGCAGCGGAUAUCCAGGAAAACCUUCAAUACUAUGACUUCCUGGAUCCUGCAUCGAGAAGACUCAAUGCUCCGGGUGCUGGGAACACGGUUCGUGGGAAGGACUUCUCGGAUAUGCUGAGACGGCUUGAUGAAUGCUUGGACUAUAUGGAGACGCAUCCCGAUCAGAAGGAGGCCGGUGUAUACCGCUCCCGGUACCGAUUGCUUAUGACGCGCGCCCUCACUCUUAUUCGAACACACUUUGUUUCCUCCCUCCGAGAUGUAUACGCCGACGCCUCGAAGAAAAUCGCAGACAAGCAACUCAACGACACCACUAUGUCUACCUUGCUCUACGCCAAGUUUAGAGUUGGUGCGCCGGAACUGAAACAGAUUGGGCUUGAGAUCCAGAAGAGAGCGGUUCCUCCAUUGGACCUAGAUCAGGGCAUAGAGGCUGAAUACCAAAGCUUACUCAACGAGCUUCAUGCCAACUACGCAGCCACGCGUGGCAAACUGAUCAUCCCGUUAGUCCGCAAAAAUCUCUACGACAUCGCGCAAUCUCCAACAUCGUCACAAGAUCUCGUGUCUUUUGCCCGUGCGAGUAUCAGCUACAUUCGCGGCGUAUGCCUAGACGAGUUCGAACUAUGGCGCGAAUGGUUCCAUGGUCAGGGUGGACUGUACGACUUCCUGGAAACAAUCUGUGAGCCUCUCUACGAUUACCUCAGACCUCGAAUUAUCCACGAGGACAAGAUUGUUAAACUGUGCCAACUCUGCACCCUGCUGCAAACCCGAUACCUGCUCGACCAGGAUGAAGAGAUCGAGCAAAUAGACGCCAACCAACUCGAUUUUCCUGCAUUGAUCCAGCCCGCACUCGAAGACGUCCAAACCCGCCUUGUCUUCCGCGCGCAGGCUUAUCUCCGCGAUGAGAUCGAGCGCUAUAAGCCUCGCCCCGAAGACCUGGACUAUCCUGCGCGGAACAAGCAACUCUCAAUAUCCGUCACAGAGGGCCAGAUCAGCGGCCGCAAAGUCGCAUCCGCAGAUGCCCUGGUGAACCUUCCUAAACCAACGAAGCAAACCGAGGAUGGCGAUACUUCCUUGGAGCAAGACUCUAAAUGGGACCUCGAGUCGCCGAACGCGCUGAGCGGAUGGUAUCUAACCCUCCGCAAAGCCAUCUGGCUCCUCAGCCGAAUCUACCGCCUCGUAAACUCAACCGUCUUCGACGACCUCGCCCACCAAAUCGUCCACCAAACCAACACCUCCCUUCACUACGCCAGCACCCUUCUAACCAACAAAUCCACACCCACCGACGCCCAACUCUUCCUCAUGAGCCACCUCUUAAUCCUCAAACAACAAAUCGUCGCCUUCGACAUCGAAUACGUCGCCCCCGAAGUAACCUUCGACUUCUCCGGUGUCACCAACACCUUCUGGGAACUCCGCGAACGAGGCGGUCUCUUCAACCCGCGCAACCUCAUACGCCUCGUCGGCCACGGCCUCCUCCCGCGCGUCGUGGAGAACAUGCUCGACGCCAAAGUGGAACUAGAUGGGCGCCUUCGCACCGUAAUCAACGACUUCAUCAACGGGUUCGCCUCCAAAAUGACCGCCUCCCUUCCAGCCAAGUUCGUCGACGCCCGGAACCUCCAGCGCGGGGAACUCAUCUACCCGACGUGUCAAAACAUCGAGAAGGAGGUCCCGAACUUACGCAAAGUGUUGUCGGAGUAUCUGGAUGAUGGACGGAUGAAGGAGACGCUGGUAGGCGCGGUCCAGGAUCGAGUUAUUCAGAUCUAUGAGGAUUUCUUUGAGAAAUAUACCUCUUCUGAGCGGAGGAAGGGAAACCCCGUGAGUACGAAGGGGAAGGGGAGGGAGGAUACGGUGUGGGAUGUGGAUACGUUUGCGGAGUGGUGUGAGGGGAUCUUUCGCGUUGGGUUCCUUGGGUCGGGGCAGGGGUUGGAUGGUGAUGGCGAUGACAAUGAUGAUGCGACGAGUAGGAGUUUGAGUCGGGGUGGAAGUCCUGGGUCUUAGACCGGGACUAUCCUUUCUUCUCUCUCUCUCUCUCUCUCUUUUUUUUUUUCUAACAGUAGAUAUAUUUUACGUUUGACUUCCAAUGUAUAUACAAAGUAUCGAAGAGGAGAGAGACUUCUUAAAGUCUCGGAGAAGCGAGAUAUAGAGAGCAAUUAGGAAUAUCCAGGAUUG
Aspergillus sclerotioniger CBS 115572 is the source of this 2650-nucleotide messenger RNA. Its product is annotated as Golgi transport complex subunit COG3. The transcript has 4 exons. Gene Ontology annotation, biological process: cytoplasm to vacuole targeting by the Cvt pathway; Golgi organization; intra-Golgi vesicle-mediated transport. Lineage: Eukaryota; Fungi; Ascomycota; Eurotiomycetes; Eurotiales; Aspergillaceae. The coding region runs from base 95 to 2479 and encodes 794 amino acids. The record is from RefSeq and is a predicted model, not a curated record. Gene Ontology annotation, cellular component: membrane; cis-Golgi network; COG complex.